Molecule: messenger RNA, 2581 nt
Organism: Rhagoletis zephyria (snowberry fruit fly)
Lineage: Eukaryota; Metazoa; Arthropoda; Insecta; Diptera; Tephritidae
Source: RefSeq, a predicted model, not a curated record
UUUCGAGCGGUACAUGCUGUAUUUUACCGUUAAAUAGAAGUGAUUUGCUUUUUUUCUGCACAGGCAACGGUUUAUUGAUUUUUCACAGAAAUAGUGUUUUAGAUUCUAUUAAGGCAUUUUUGGGUGAAAUGACCACGCCCGAGAUUGUUGUAAAAACAGAAGUCGAUUUCGAUUACAUUGCGAAUUAUACGGGUGAUGGAGAUACACAGAAUUCACAAAGUUCGCAGAGCGGUGUUUAUAACACAAAGCCAUCCUGCUGCAACAUUGGCGUGCAACACAGCGCUGCACAGCUGGAAACGGGGCGUUCACAAUAUGGCGUUCAAGGAAUGCAAGUCGAUGGUGAUAGCGAUGACACGAGCUUAAUGAAAUUGUUGAAAGAGUUCGAUUUGGAAAUACUUUUCACAACAUUGAAGUUGAACGACAUCACUUUUCGCAGCUUAAAGUAUCUAACCGUUGACGACAUAAAUGCUGCCAUACGACACCUUGGCUAUCGAGCCGAGUUUCGAGAAAAACUCUUCGCCUGGCGAAAUGAAAAGUUUCCUACAAUAGACAACAAUAAACCGAUUUUGACAGCCGCCCAACAGCUGGUGGCGCCCACAAAUGUAGCAACCAAAAGAACGCCCACUUCAAUUGUAGCACCCGCAAUAUCCGUACAAUCACUACAACAACUACAAGCUACACCGAAUAGCUUGCAAACAGUCACAGCCAAUGCGACCACCAACAAUGCCAUAGCAACUCCAACUGUCACACCCAGCAAUGUUGUCGGUUCUUCCGUCCCUGCGGGGAUAACAACCACACCAACAACAGGAUCGGCGACCAUUAUCAAACGCAACAUGGCACCAGCUGAGGAUUUCCUGAGUAUGCUGCCGGGCGUAAGUGGCACAACCGCGCGCAUGAGUAAUAAUAUGCCUGCCGUUGUGUUAGAGCCGACAUUAGAUUCACGCGGCGCAUUCAGCUUUAUGCCGCAAUCGGCCAAAGCACCAAAACGACACUCAAUGGCAACGAUAAACACGCCAACAACAACCGUAACACCAACAACGACAGCAAUCGCAGCGACAAUGGCGACAAGAGCUUCGACAAAAACCAUAAAUGCCGAGCAGAAUUUUAUGUUGACGAUUGGAGGUGUCGCCGGCGAGGGUAGUAGUAAUGCAAGUGCAAGUGGGAGCAGAGUUGCAAAUGUGAGCGGCAACAGCAGCAGCAACAAUGUUGCGGAAUUAGGGCAUGGUGGGAGCAGCGGAAUGGGCUAUUCACCUAAGGGGCCAUUGAUUAUGAACUGUGCCAAAGUGGACACGGUGAAGGUGCUGCAGAGCUCACAUAUCGGCCAACGCAUCAACCAAUUUUACAACAAAAAUGGCUACCUUGAGAAUCAUCAGCGCAAUGAAAUUGUACGCCUCAUUGUCGCCGAUGUGAUGCGUCAGGGGGAGACGCUGUGCCCAAAGGAUCUGCGUGCAAUUUUGAGUGACAUCAUAACGCUAUUUCCCAAUGAGCAGGCCGCAGCGGAUUACUACUUUAUCUACCGUGGCGGCAAGGGCAACCCACUGGGGCGCCUCUAUCAACGCUACUCCAAUGAGAAUGUCAAGCGUCGUCGUAUGAUACGCCUCAGUGAUGAUGAGGACUGCAGCACCUAUGACGUUGAUAUGACGCAACAAAUGAGCAGUAGCAGCAAUCUAAUGGAUGAUGACGACACCAUGUCUACGUAUCCACCAGACUUGCCGGGUCAGGUGCCACGCGUUGAUGAGAUGACUGCGCUGGCUUUAAAGCAGCUACUCACCACAGAUCAUUUUAGUUGGGAGGAAGUUUGCGAUAAGUGGAUACAAACGUGGGCACUGCGGCAGAAGGAAUUGCAGCAGAGCGGCUUGGCGGAUCUGCUGACCAAUUGGUCCAAGUUGGGUGAUCCACGUGCAGCAGAGUUGUAUAAGAUCGACUUUCGUCAUGUUUACCCGGAAAAGGAAAACCUAUUGAUUGCCAAAUGGGAUGAGUAUAUAAGGAAAGUAACGUCGCAGUUUGAUAAGAAACUCAAUCAGGAUGAUUUAAAAAAACUCUACAAAUAUUGUAAAAUGGGCAUGGCAAGCAAAGAUGAAAAGGACUUCGUCUACGCCGUUGGUCUGACCGCUCUACUGCCUUGUACGAGCCGCUUUAAGGAUCACUAUGGCAAGCUGAGCAUACGCGCCAAUCUGACUGACAGUAUCGAUUCUUUUGUAAUGCGUCUCAAUUCGCUUGAGUCCUAUGAAUCCCGCUUGGAUUUAUAUAAUCGCAAAUAUGGGCCAGUGAAUCGCACCACGCAGCCAUUCUUGGUGGUCAUUAUGCCCAAUGAAUGCACCAUUUCGAAAAUCUAUGUGGCAUUGGAAAAUCAUUUCUAUUGCAUGCAAUCAUUUUUGCAAGCACUCGAUUUAUGUUACAAGAUUUAUCACACCUGCGGUUUGAAGUAUCCCACUAUGUGUGAGAAUGUGUGGACAUUUAUUCAGCGAUUUUUCUAUGAUAUGACUGUGCCAUGGGAAGCGAGAAAUGCGAAUUUGGUUUCGUUGAUGGUCUCUUUAACAAUGCGAAAUUGAGCGAGAGGAGAGAAAUUAUAUUUAUUACG